AUGGCCAGGGAAUCUCAACCCGCCCGGUCUGGAGAAGGUAUGGCCGUCAGGGGGGUGGAAGGUGAGCGAGUGAGACUGUGUUGUCCUGUCCCGAAAUGGUGUUCACUCGUCUGGUUUCUUCGCCCCUCAGAUCCGAGGGAAGCGGAUGGCGAGCUCCACUUGCACAUCGUCCUCUGGCCAGAACAGGUGAAGCCUGAAAUUCCCAGACUGGCAGAGUCAUGCCUCCGCCUCUCCCACUGGCUCGCCAGACGAAAGGAGUGUCGGUCUGCUCAACAUGGACUAACAAACGCUGGGACAGGUGAGGAGUGA
This is a messenger RNA of Protopolystoma xenopodis, 309 nucleotides long. The record is from the annotation of a GenBank genome assembly. NCBI's taxonomy places the organism in Eukaryota, Metazoa, Platyhelminthes, Monogenea, Polystomatidea, Polystomatidae.